CUGGGCGGGGAGAUGCACGACGCGCUCCGCAGGGGGGAAGCCGACCGCCGGGGGGACGUGGACGUGGACGUGCUGCUCAGGGGCGCGGAGAAGCUGUGCGGCGUGUACGAGCUGCCCGGGGCGAGGGAGCGGAUCGCGGCGCUGCGGGUGAGGCACCGGAACGGGAGGAACACGGCGGCGUACUACGAGGCCAAGGUGGCGGAGCAGGCGGAGGCGCUCGCGAGCCUGAAUAAGAAGGAUUGGAUGGAGGAUGAGGGGGACGAGGAAGAGAAGGAGGAGGAGGAGGAUGGGGAUGAUGUGUGGACGGUGGAGGAUCUGAGGAGGGAGGAAGAGGAGGCGAGGGGUAUGGAGGCGAAGAAGAGGGAGCUGCAAUUACGGUUGCGGGCGAUGGAGAAGGACUUGGCGGCUUUGAAGUAUAUGUGA
Molecule: messenger RNA, 423 nt
Organism: Clonostachys rhizophaga
Lineage: Eukaryota; Fungi; Ascomycota; Sordariomycetes; Hypocreales; Bionectriaceae
Source: the annotation of a GenBank genome assembly